Colletotrichum scovillei is the source of this 3238-nucleotide messenger RNA. RefSeq names its product beta-1,3-endoglucanase. The transcript has 5 exons. Gene Ontology annotation, molecular function: hydrolase activity, hydrolyzing O-glycosyl compounds. Gene Ontology annotation, biological process: glucan catabolic process. NCBI's taxonomy places the organism in Eukaryota, Fungi, Ascomycota, Sordariomycetes, Glomerellales, Glomerellaceae. The coding region runs from base 680 to 3187 and encodes 835 amino acids. The record is from RefSeq and is a predicted model, not a curated record.
GUCCAUCGGCCGAUACAAGUCGAGAGCCCAACACCACAGCCGCAUCGCUCGACGCCCCCGUGGCACCCAUCGUGGGAUCCCCCCAAUCACUGUCAAUCUUUCCCAUUUCUGUAAUUUCCUGGGCCCCUUUUCCGCACCUGAUUUGGCGUAGGCAGGGUCGACUCUCCGGCUGGUGCCCGGACCUCACGAUGCUUGGCUUCGGCAGCCAUCAUGGGAGUCGUGCAUACGAAGACGACUUCCUUUGCAAACCUCCUUACCCUUCCGGGACAUACAGACAGCAAUGGCGAAUAGUCCAGCACGACCAGACAGGCCGUCUUAGACUCUGUUCAGCGGGCCCUAAAGGAGGAUAUUUCCAAGAUGAGAACCUCGCUUAGCCCUUCAAGGACGUCUAGCCCGCGGUGCCGCUGUGCCUCUGGUCAUGUAAGUGGCCUGCGAACCAGCGGCGCGGGACAGAUGCUCGAGCAUUCAACGUGAUGGCAGGACAUCUUAAGCGGCACCUCGUCCGCCUAGAAUGGGCCUUGUCCCGUUCACCUCACGCACCACUUCCGCCAACAGCCGUGUCGUCCAGCAUCUCCUAGAGCACUCUUGCUCGUCCAACGACGUAUCUCACGUCAAGCCAUUCGUUAUUCUCUAUACAGCCUAACAAAGUCUCUCUUUGGAUAAUCAUAAUACAGCCAUAAUGGCACCUUCACUCUUUACCCUAGGCACGGCUGCCCUGGCCUUGGCUGGUGACGCUGUCGCCAAGCAGUUCGUCCUCGAUGACACAUACGACUCCACGAACUUCUUCGACAAGUUUGACUUUUUCGAGAGCAAGUACGGCACGGGAGAUUAUAAUGACGUCGAUCUCACUUCGGGCUACAUCAACUAUCGCACCCGUGUCGAUGCCCAGAAGCUGGGCCUCAUCAGCAAUGCCGAUGGCGAGGUCUACGUGGGUCCUGAUGCCCACAACAUCACCGAGUUCCCCGGCGUUGGCCGUUCAAGUGUGAGACUCGAGAGCAAGGCAAUUUACAACAAGUCUCUCAUGGUCGCCCGCUUUUCUCAUCUUCCUAAACCUGUCUGCGGUGCCUGGCCUGCUUUUUGGUCCUACGGUUCUCCAUGGCCUAAGAAGGGCGAACUUGACUUUUUUGAGGGCUGGAACAACGCGGCUGCCAACAAGCCUGCUGCCCACACCUACCUCACGUCCGAACAGGGCCAGUGUGUCAUCAGUGAGACCGGGCAGACAGCCAAGGUCAACACAGCAAACUGUGAUCAACUGGCUCCUGGACAAUACACCAAUGAGGGUUGUACUACUACAGCCACCUCUGCUGACCCUUGGGGCUCGUCCGAUGGUGGUAUCUAUGCUGUUGAGUGGACAGACGACUACAUCAAGUUCUUUGCCUGGACCCAUUCCGCAGCUCCCAAGAACAUUGGCUCCGACUCGCCCGAUACCUCCUCUUGGGGAACUCCUUCCAUGCUCAUCGCCAAUGACAAGUGCAACAUCAACAGCCACUUUGCCGAUCAGCGACUCGUUCUGAACAUUGACUUCUGCGGUGUUCUCGCCGGCAAUGAGUACAUCUGGAAGGACCAGUGCGCCGCGUCCACUGGCCACUCUGUCUGCUCGUCCUAUGUCGCGGCGAAUCCCAGCGCCUAUAAGGACACCUAUUUCAAGAUCAAGGACAUUCGUGUGUUCAAGGAGGGCAGCAUAGCAGUGACGACUUCUGCGUCCUCUACCUCGACAUCUGCCACAACGUCGUCUGCUUCGACAUCAUCUGCCUCCACAUCAUCCGCCUCGACGUCUUCGGCUUCGACAUCGUCUGCAGUCACGUCGACUACCAUCUCCACAUCGGCAUCUGCUUCGGUGUCCGCGUCUGCUUCCGCCUCAACCUCAACGACCGCCUCAAUCUCUGCUUCUGCUAGCGGCUCGGUCACGGCAAAGGACACGUCCAUCAGUGCCUCUGACUCCAAGACCGCCUCUGCUUCUGGCACUGCCUCUGCUUCUGGCACUGCCUCUGCUUCUGGCACUGCCUCUGCUUCUGGCACCGCAUCUGCUUCUGGCACUGCCUCUGCUUCUGGCACCGCCUCUGCUUCUGGCACUGCCUCUGCUUCUGGCACCGCAUCUGCCUCCGGAACUGCCUCUGCCUCUGGUUCAGCCUCUGGUUCAGCCUCUGGUUCAGCCUCUGGUUCAGCCUCUGGUUCAGCCUCUGGUUCAGCCUCUGGAUCUGGGUCUGCCUCUGUCUCCGGCUCCAAGUCUGCCUCCGCCUCUGUUACUCCCACUGGCCGAAUUACCACAAGUGCCACUGGCACCAAGUCAGCUACCGCCAGCGCGUCCGGUUCCAUCUCCAUCAAGUCCAACAGCAAGUCCGGCGAGGAUGUCUGCACCGAGAGCGACGCCAUCAGCACCAAGACUGGCGUAACCAGCAAACAGACACAGGCGGCUGCGACAACAACUCCUCCCGUCGAGCUUACGACCUCGACAGUCUACACCACUAAGGUGUCUACAAUCACCGCGUGCCCGCCCACCGUUACCAACUGCCCAGCCCACAUCGGCAAGGUCACGACGCAGAUCAUAGCUCUGUACACUACCGUCUGCCCCGUCUCAUCUGUCCCUGCUCCCAAGCCCACCGAGCCGGUCAAGGGCAACGACAAGUCCAACGACAAGCCCAAUGAUAAGCCCAACCCUGGCCCUGGCCCUGCCCCUGGCGUCUCGACUACCACCUUCACCACCGUCUACACCAUCACCAAGUGCCCGCCGUCAGUCACAAACUGCCCCGUCGGUAGCGUCACCACCAAGAUCGUCACAACAUCGAUUCCCUCCGCUGGCACCUCCGUGCCCAUCGUGACAAAGGUCGUCCCCACGGCCGCCUCAGGCCCUAACUCCGCCCCCGGCCUGACCAAGACCCUCUCCACGGUCUCCCCAUCCGGAGUCCCUCCCAAGCCCAGCGCCCCUGGUGGCAACAACUACGGCUCCGGCUCCGGCAACGGCACCAUCCCCAAGCCUCCUACCGGCUUCAACGCCACCGUCCCGGUCACCAAGGCUACCACUCUCACUGCCUCCAAGCCCGCGGGGACGGCCCCCGGUGCAUCAACAACUAGCUAUUCUAGCGCCAGCUCCCCGACCAAACCGGCUGUCGUUGUCAAUGCGGCCGUUCAGGCAGGUGCCAGCUUCCUGCUGAUGGCUGUUGGUGCCCUUGCAGCCUUGGCUCUUUGAAUGGCUACAACGCUUUAGUUCCUUUCGGCGAUGUUGACGGUGUAGAUGUUA